Messenger RNA from Arabidopsis lyrata subsp. lyrata, 1412 nucleotides. Its product is annotated as phytochromobilin:ferredoxin oxidoreductase, chloroplastic. The record is from RefSeq and is a predicted model, not a curated record. Gene Ontology annotation, molecular function: phytochromobilin:ferredoxin oxidoreductase activity; cobalt ion binding. Gene Ontology annotation, biological process: phytochromobilin biosynthetic process. The transcript has 8 exons. The coding region runs from base 130 to 1119 and encodes 329 amino acids. Lineage: Eukaryota; Viridiplantae; Streptophyta; Magnoliopsida; Brassicales; Brassicaceae.
ACUAAAAUUGUGAAAAAACUCUCUCUUUUAUAGAUUAAGAAUCUUGCUUUUCAGUUUUUCAGUAUAAAGAAUUGAAGAGAGUGUCGGAGGAAGGAGACCUUGAGUUAUCAAUUUGUGAUUGUUGUUGUAAUGGCUUUGUCAAUGGAGUCUGGAUUUUCAAUUGGGUCGUGCUUCAAGGCACCAAACCCUCCUGUUCUAAUCUCUGCAAGCCCUAAGAAGAUCAAUUUCACGUCGAGAAGGAGAAGUAAAAGAUUCUUAUUUAGAGUCUCUGCUGUUUCCUAUAAGGAAUUCGCAGAGUCUGCUUUAGAAGAAACCAGGAAAAGGAUCGUUCUUGAACCUUCACAUCUCCAGGAAAAGUAUAGUAGCAUGACAGGAUUGGAUGGGAGGACGGAACUUCGAAUGCUUGCUUUUAAAUCUUCAAAGAUUAGACUCUUGAGGAGCAUGGCCAUAGAGAAUGAGACAAUGCAGGUCUUUGACUUUGCAGGUUUCAUGGAGCCUGAGUAUGAUACUCCCAUAUUCUGUGCUAACUUUUUCACAUCUGCCAACGUGAACAUAGUUGUAUUGGACCUUAAUCCUUUGCAUCAGUUGACUGACCAGACGGAUUACCAAGACAAGUAUUAUAACAAGAUCAUGUCCAUAUAUCACAAAUAUGCUGAGACUUUCCCAUGGGGAGGGAAAUUGACUGGUGAAUCCAUAAAGUUUUUUUCGCCUUUGGUGAUGUGGACCAGGUUUUCGUCUAGCCAAGAAAAACAUAAGGCUUUGUUCUCUGCGUUUCUGGAGUACUAUCAGGCAUGGCUUGAGAUGACAAUCCAAGUUAGGGAGGAGAUGGAACCAUCUCAGGUGAGAGCCAAUUGUGAAGCACAACACAAGUACCUGACAUGGCGAGCACAAAAGGAUCCUGGACAUGGUCUUCUUAAAAGAUUAGUUGGUGAAGAAAAGGCAAAGGAGCUGCUAAGGGAUUUCCUGUUCAAUGGGGUGGAUGAGUUAGGCACAAAAACAUUCAUUGAUUACUUUCCAGAGUACCAAACAGAAGAUGGAACUGUAAACGAUAAACGAAGUAUCAUUGGGAAGUCAUAUGAAACUCGGCCAUGGGAUUUAACAGGACAAUUUAUCGGCUAACAAUGAAUAUAUGUGAACAAGUUCGAUUUCAGAGUCAUCAACACAAGAGGAAGUGAACUAAGGGAAGUAGGAAUAAAAAAGAGCAGCAUGAUGAGGAGUCUCUCAGGUCUAUCUCCAUCUCAAGAUGAUUGUUUGACUUACCAAACGUUUUAUCUUCUGAUAUGCAAUAUGCAUUGUAGUUUAACAAGUAUUACAAGUGUAACUCUCAGCCCUUCACUAGCUCUCUAGUCAGUUGCUAAUCUUGUAAAAGGAAAAGAAAAUUGGCUCUCUCUCAAGCUUUAUGCUCUUACAAA